Peniophora sp. CBMAI 1063 is the source of this 927-nucleotide messenger RNA. Lineage: Eukaryota; Fungi; Basidiomycota; Agaricomycetes; Russulales; Peniophoraceae. The record is from the annotation of a GenBank genome assembly.
AUGGGCCAACAUUUCUCACUACUCGACCAAUGGUUUCCUCCUCGUCCUCUCUGGAGCGUCGCUGACAUCCCCGACCUCACCGGGAAGGUCGCACUCGUAACAGGCGGUAACGCGGGCAUCGGGCGAGAGCUCGUCAAACAGCUACUCACACGUAAGGCGACCGUAUACCUCGCCGCCCGCUCCGAGAACAAAGCCACGCAAGCCAUCGACGACCUCGAAACAGAAACGGGGCACCGCGCUCGUUUCAUACGGCUCGAUCUCGCAGACAUAUUCGCCGUGCGUGCUGCCGCAGCCGACUUCCUCGCGAAAGAAAGCGAACUGCAUCUUCUCUUCGCCAAUGGCGGCGUGAUGUGGCCUGCGCACAGCGAGCUCACAGCCGACGGACUGGAUCUCCAAUUCGGCACCAACGUCGCGGGACACUACGCGCUCAUCAAGCUUCUCCUCCCCGCUUUGCGCGCUGCUUCCUCUCCCGAUAACAAGGCUCGCGUAGUUGUGACGAGCAGUAUGGCUGCGUAUCUCGCCACGCUACGAUUCGGGAGCUUCGAGGCCGGAGAGACGCGAGAUGGGAUGACGACGUACGACCUUUACGACCAAAGCAAGCACGGCUCCGUGGUGCUCGCAAAAGAGCUUGCGAGGCAGUACGGAGACGUGUUGACCAUUACCUCGUGCAACCCAGGCAACCUCCGCACCGAGCUACAACGCAACGUACCCCAACCACUCCGCUGGCUACUGCAGUAUGGUCUGCUUUACCCUGUGCCGUACGGCGCCUUGACGCCACUCUACGCUGGCGUCGCGACCGAGACAGCAGACGCGAAUGGAAAAUUCUUUGUGCCUUGGGCGCGUGCGGGCGAAUGCCGACCGGAGGCGAGCGAUCCCGAAAUGGGGAAGAAACUUUGGGCGUGGCUUGAGAGCGCCACAGGUGUAUGA